Molecule: messenger RNA, 864 nt
Organism: Aaosphaeria arxii CBS 175.79
Lineage: Eukaryota; Fungi; Ascomycota; Dothideomycetes; Pleosporales
Exons: 1
Coding region: 1-864 (287 amino acids)
Source: RefSeq, a predicted model, not a curated record
AUGCACGAAAAACAUACAACCUCGAUCCCACAAUUCCCCCCGUCGGCACUCGUACCCAGCUUGCCUCCACCACCACCACAGUCCGUACGACUAUCGUACAUGCGCGGCCCAAAUGUCACCAUCACGCUGCACCACCCGACCUCCAAACCCCAUCUCCUCCCCAUGAAGAUGCCAGAACGGCUGCUCCACCUCUACCUGCCCUCAACCCUGCUCUCCAAAUCCCUAACCACGGACCCUUCCACCGGCGCAAAAACCCUCACACUGUUCCCGCAAUCAUCGCCACCAUCAUCAUCACCAACAUCACCAUCCUCUUCCCCAGCAACAACGACAACGGAAAUCGACAUCCCCGCCCUCACCCUCCUCUUCAACCACCUCAAAGGCCUCAUGUGCACCAACGCCCCCUGGAACGUCCUCCCCGCCACCCCGACCCUCCACCACUGCAUCCUCGCGCUCCGCGCAUGCGAGAUCCUGCAUCUCUCCGCCGGCGCGCAGACGCUGGCAGCGAAGCUCAUGGGCAUGGUGUACGGGACCGAAUUGUCCGCCGACGACGUGCGGGACCUGUGGCUCGCGUUCGGGAGGCAGGAGGAGUGGAUGCGGGCGGUUGCGCGGAGCAUUGCGCGACGCAGUGUGUGGGGUGGCGGGCUCAGGGACGGGGAGUUUAUCGAGUGGUUUCUUGUUAGUGGGGAGGUGCCGUGGAGGGAGAGGGUGGGGAUGACGGAGGCGAUUAAGAGGAUGAGGGAGGAGUGUGAGAGGGAGGCUGGGAGGGGGAACGGGGUCAGGAGUAGGAGGAGUGGGAAGAGGAGGAGGAGUAAGGUGGAGUUGUUGCUGUGGAAGGGGAGGAGGGCGGCUUGUUCGGCGUGUUGA